This is a messenger RNA of Parascedosporium putredinis, 2334 nucleotides long. NCBI's taxonomy places the organism in Eukaryota, Fungi, Ascomycota, Sordariomycetes, Microascales, Microascaceae. The record is from the annotation of a GenBank genome assembly.
AUGCCGAAGCCCAGAACCCGGAGAAAAGACGUCCGCUCGGGACGCAAGCGAAAGCACGACCAAGACGAUGUCGAAGUGACCCUCGACGCCGAAGAGGACCAAACCACCAAGCGGCCGCGACUCAACGACGAGGAAGCCCCCGAUCAAGGUGCGGACAACGAUGGCUACGACAACGGCUACGAUGAUACAACGCAGCAGCAGCACCACCACCACCACCAAGAAAGUGCCGGAGAGGCCCAAUUCUUCGGCCUCCUCUCCGACGAAGAGCAAGAAUACUUCCGCGGCGCCGCCGAGGUCCUCGAGCUCAACGACUUCGCCGCCCCCGAGGACCGCGCCGUCUUUGUCGAAAACGUGUUCAAGGAGGCGCAGGGCAAGGAGCUCAAGCUCGCGUGCAGCCAGUCGUGCUCGCGCCUGAUGGAGAAGCUCAUCCUCCUCUCCAACAAGGCGCAGAAGAAGCACCUGUUCGAGGCCUUUGCCGGGAGUUUCCUGUCCCUCGUGCAGCACCGCUUUGCCAGCCACUGCUGCGAGAUGCUUUUUCUCCAGAGCGUGCCCCUCGUGGGCGAGGAGCUGCCCGGGUUCGUCAUCGACGUCGAGGGCAACACCAGCGGCGGCGGCGGGGAGGACGGGGCCGAGAACAAGCCCGAGUCUUCCAUGGAGCAGCUGUUCCUGCUGACGCUCGACGAGCUCGAGGCCGACCUCACGUUUUUGCUGACCCAGACCUACGCCUCCCACAGCCUCCGCGCGCUGCUGCUCAUCCUCUCGGGUCGACCGUUGGAGAAUGCCUCGACGGCGGCCCUGCUCAAGAGCAAGAAGAAGGAGCGCAUUUCUAUUCCUGGCGCCGCUCCCGCCGCGGAGAAUGCCGGCCAGCAACUACGUGCCGUGCCCGAGUCCUUCACGAUGGCGACCAAGAAAAUCAUUACCGAUACCAUGCUCUCCAUGGACAACUCGAGUCUCCGAAUUCUCGUAACCCACCCCACCGGCAACCCGCUCCUCCAGCUCCUCCUCGAACUCGACAUCUCCCUCAACGUCAAAUCCAAGUCCAAGGACAACGACGGCCCCUCCGAGACGCUCCUCGACAAACUCCUACCCGGACUCCCCGACUCGCUCAAGGACGACACCUCCAAGGCGUCCGAGUUCAUCACCGGCCUCGUCUACGAUCAGAUCGGCUCUAGGCUGCUGGAGACGCUCGUCGACCACACCCCUGGCAAGCUCUUCAAGGUCAUCUACCAAAACUUCUUCGCCCAGCGCAUCGCCAGCUACGUGCGCAACGAGAUCGCCUCGUACCCGUCCAUCAAGGUCCUCCACCGCCUCAGCAAGGAAGACCUCGUUGACUGCGUCAAGGAAAUCCUCCCCGUCGUCCCCACCCUCAUCGAAAAGUCUCGCUUCAACGUCGUCAAGACCCUCUUCGAACGCUGCGCCGCCCGCGAAGCAACCUACGAGAUCCGCCAACUCACCGACGCCGUCGUCGGCGCCUGCGCCUGCGACAACGACGCCAAGAACCUCGCCCCCGCCUCUGCCAGCUCCGGGGCGGCGAGGACCCCCGUCAUCAACCACGGCGCCCACCUCGUCACCGCCAUGCUGGGCAUCAAGGGCCCCGCCGCCGCCGCGGCGCAGACUUCCCUCCUCGACCUCUCGCCCGAGGAGCUCCUCAAGCUCGCCACGGGCUCCAUGGCGACCAUGAGCAUCCUCACCGCCGCCCUCGCCAACCCCACCUCCGCCCCCACCCCCUCGGGCCACAACGUCAUCAACGCAAUCGUGACGGUCCCCUCCAAGGGUCGCGAGCGCUCCAUCCCGUUCCACCUCAAAGAGGCGUUCAUGUCGAAGUUGGCCGAGAACGAAGCGACCCUCCGCGACUCGUGGAUGGGCCGAAGCGUAUGGCGCACGUGGAAGGGCGACGUCUGGAAGCGAGGCAGGGCGGACUGGGCCAAGUGGGCGAGGGAGGCCGGCGACGGCGCCGACCAGGCGUUUGCGGGAGCGCCGGCCAAGAGGGACAGGCACUCUCUCGGGCCCCGCAGCCAGAGAAACCCUAAUAGGGAUACGGGUAGCUGGCCCGCGGUGCCGCCGGCAAACCCUUACGUGGCGAGGAGGUUGGCGAGGAAGGCGGAGAGGGAGAAGCAAAGGGCCAGAGACGCCGCGUUUGACCAGAGGAGGAACGGCGGGUAUGCCAACGGAACCGGCCAUGGUGCGACAGAGGGCGAGAAGAGCGGUGAGGCUGUCGAGGUCGUCGAGGCUGUCGAAGCUGUGAAAGAAGAGGUCGCGAACGGGGCUAGCGUCGAUGUGGCGGAGGAGACGAAUCUCGAUUAUUACCAAAAGGUUAGGUUUAACAAAAAGUAA